AAAAUAGACAAAAGAAUAUUCUAGAAAGAAGGGGAAUAAUCCAUACGUUCUUGUCACGUUCAUUUCAAAGGGAAGUAAUUUUUGUUUACACCGGAAGUGUUUGUCAGCAUAAAACCCAAAACAGAGAAAAUGGUCUAUAUAUCAGGGGGCCAAGUUCAAGAGUCCAAGUCUCCAUGGAGAUUGUCUUUUAUUCCAGAAGUUUUCUGGGGAUUUAUUAACUUCAUAGUUUUAUUUUUCCAAACAUUGAUUUCUCCAAGUAAAACAAAGUAUGGAAAUAGUUACACAACAGAAUACAAACCUGGAGGAGAUGGGGGCGGUCCUAGACGUAGAAUGGGUGGAUUUAGGGGAGGCGGAGGGGGACCAUCAGCACCUCCUAUGGCUGGCGGAGGAUGAGGUCGGUAAUUCCCCAAUGAUCUUCUUGUUACCAUAGUAACUUGUCAAGGACAUUCGGGGAAUCAACAAACUUUCCAAACAGCUAUGCACUUGUGACUUAUUCACCUUAUUGGAUUAUUAGAAUAUUAAAGAUGGCUUCAAUCAGACUAUUGAGAGGAAAAAAAAAAUGAUGUGAUACAUUUAUAUUCAACCAUGAUACAAGGAAGUA
Messenger RNA from Ruditapes philippinarum (Manila clam), 601 nucleotides. Its product is annotated as selenoprotein K-like. Bases 130 to 393 code for a protein of 87 amino acids. The transcript is spliced from 6 exons. The record is from RefSeq and is a predicted model, not a curated record. Gene Ontology annotation, cellular component: Golgi apparatus; endoplasmic reticulum membrane. NCBI's taxonomy places the organism in Eukaryota, Metazoa, Mollusca, Bivalvia, Venerida, Veneridae. Gene Ontology annotation, biological process: calcium ion transport; endoplasmic reticulum calcium ion homeostasis.